Molecule: messenger RNA, 770 nt
Organism: Dothidotthia symphoricarpi CBS 119687
Lineage: Eukaryota; Fungi; Ascomycota; Dothideomycetes; Pleosporales; Dothidotthiaceae
Exons: 1
Coding region: 170-649 (159 amino acids)
Source: RefSeq, a predicted model, not a curated record
UGUGAAAGACUUCCCGGUCAUGCGUUUGUAAUCGUUGUUUGCAACACACAUCUAACAAUUCGCUUCUGUUUGUUGUCUCAACUUAAACAAACAGGUUCGACUGUCUAUGGUCUGCUUAAGAUGGGCCGUGUUCGUUGACUGCUGGGGAAGCUAGUUCCUCCCCAGCAUUAUGCCUGUCUUCGACACUGUCAUCAAAUGCACCUCAGGCACUCGCAACGACGCCAUCAGACCCUCCACAAAUGGCGAGAAUCCUUCCAUCUGCACGAUUUGUCUCGAGCCCUUGACCGUCACGUCGGCCCAUAAAACCCCACCACACGAUGCCCUCACCGAGCCGGCCGUGACAAUCAAGAAAUGCGGUCACGUCUUCGGACGCGAUUGUCUCGAGCAAUGGAUGCGCAACUCGAACACCUGCCCCAUGUGCCGCAUCGAAAUCUUUCCCAUGUCGAAACACAAGCGAGAGGGGGACGAGCAGCAGCCAGCGAGCAACACCGACGUGCCACAUUUUGCGCUCGGGGCGUACGCGGGAAGCUUCGUGUUGAUGCCCAAUUCCAGAGAACGGAUCAUUGCGCAAUAUAGGGAGCUCAUGAUGGAGGAAUACGGCGAUGAAGAGUUGGUGAACGAGAUGACGAGAAAUUGGUAUGUGAGCUGAUGGGGGUGUAAGAGAGGGUCAACGAGAGCAAGUGGAGAGGCUCAGUUGGACAAGCAACGACUCGGAAGCCAUUCACGUCUAGGGAACCCAUGUGUGCAUUGUCGUGGUUAUAUCGACCGAA